AUGAUCGGAAGCCAAACAAUCCUUGCAAUUGUGUUCGGUAUAGUAGUAGUGCAAGAAGUUGCAUCAACCAUUAUACCAGAGAAGAUAAUCGGAGGGGUCAUUGACAUCGUGCAGAGUCACAAGAACAAGCCCGUCGCGGGAACACAGCAGCCCUACCCCAACUACCAGUAUCCACAGUACCAACAAUGGAACGGGCAAACAAACCAACAAACACAAGGGCAAGGAUUCCAGACACAGUCCCAGUUUCCUGCUAACAACCCAGGCCAGUACCAAAACCAAGGACAAUACAAUUAUCAAAACAGUUUUAACCAAGGCUCUGGCUAUCCUCAAGGUGGAAAUUUCAAUAACCAAGCCUAUCCCUCCGGAUCUGGACAGAAUUAUAACCAAGGAACCAGUCAAGGCCAGGGACAGUAUCAAGGAGUGUAUCAGAAUACUAACCAAUUUCAAUCGAAUCAGAUGCAGAAUCAGCAAGGCUAUUACAACGGUGCGAGCCAAUCAAACCAGAAUCAGUAUCAAGGAAACCAAUUCCAGGCUCAAGCUGGUCAAAAUCAAGGCAGUCAAGGUCAGGUGAGUCAAGGUUUCAUGGUUGGUGGUCAACAAGGCAGCGGUAACGGCAGCCAGGGACCAACUUGUGUUUGUCAAGCGUGGACCAAGCCUCAGCCGGAGAUUUACGCUGACCCUGUAACGGAGAAGGUUCAGAAGAAAGAAGUGUCCCCGUCUUCUGAAUAA
This is a messenger RNA of Danaus chrysippus (African queen), 729 nucleotides long. NCBI's taxonomy places the organism in Eukaryota, Metazoa, Arthropoda, Insecta, Lepidoptera, Nymphalidae. The record is from the annotation of a GenBank genome assembly.